Messenger RNA from Gopherus flavomarginatus (Mexican gopher tortoise), 1597 nucleotides. Its product is annotated as tubulin alpha-3 chain. The record is from RefSeq and is a predicted model, not a curated record. Gene Ontology annotation, biological process: microtubule cytoskeleton organization; mitotic cell cycle. The transcript is spliced from 5 exons. NCBI's taxonomy places the organism in Eukaryota, Metazoa, Chordata, Testudines, Testudinidae. Gene Ontology annotation, cellular component: microtubule; cytoplasm. Gene Ontology annotation, molecular function: GTP binding; structural constituent of cytoskeleton. The coding region runs from base 109 to 1482 and encodes 457 amino acids.
UCCCUCUUUACAUUCAGGUGGAGUCAGUUCUUACUGGGAUAUAAAUUUCCAGGAAGAGAGGCAGAGGCAGCUGGGUUGCUUAAAUCUUAGGAAGCUUACAAAGCCAUCAUGAGGGAGUGUCUUUCUAUCCAUAUUGGCCAGGCUGGGGUCCAGAUGGGCAAUGCCUGUUGGGAGCUGUAUUGUCUAGAACAUGGAAUCCAGCCGGAUGGGACCAUUCCUGGCAACAAGGUAGCUAAACCGAUAGAGCCAGAGACUGAACAAGUGGAUUCUUCUUUUGAGACUUUCUUCUGUGAGACUGCAUCAGGAAAGCACGUGCCCAGAGCUGUGUUCAUUGACCUGGAACCCACGGUCAUUGAUGAAAUCCGAAUUGGCAACUACCGUGCACUCUUCCAUCCUGAGCAGCUCAUUAGCGGCAAAGAGGAUGCUGCCAACAACUACGCCCGGGGCCACUACACCAUUGGGAAGGAAAUCAUUGAUACAGUGUUGGGUAGAGUCCGCAAAAUGGCUGACCAGUGCAGUGGCCUUCAAGGGUUCCUGGUCUUCCACAGCUUCGGAGGAGGCACAGGCUCUGGAUUCACAUCCCUCUUGAUGGAGCGCCUGUCAGUAGAGUACAGCAAGAAGUCCAAGCUGGAGUUCUCGGUGUACCCUGCCCCACAGGUCUCCACUGCAGUGGUGGAACCCUACAAUUCCAUCCUGACCACCCACACCACGCUGGAGCACUCGGACUGUUCUUUCAUGGUGGACAAUGAGGCCAUUUAUGACAUCUGCAACCGGAACCUUGAUAUUGAGCGUCCCACUUACACCAACUUGAACAGGCUGAUAGGACAGAUAGUGUCAUCUGUCACUGCUUCCCUAAGAUUUAAUGGUGCAUUAAAUGUUGAUCUGAUAGAAUUCCAAACUAAUUUGGUGCCUUAUCCCCGCAUACAUUUCCCCCUCACUACCUAUGCACCCAUAAUUUCAGCAGAGAAAGCCUACCACGAGCAGCUCUCAGUGCCUGAAAUCACCAACGCUUGCUUUGAGUUCUCCAACCAGAUGGUGAAAUGUGACCCUCGCCGAGGCAAAUACAUGGCUUGCUGCCUGCUGUACCGGGGGGAUGUGGUGCCCAAGGAUGUGAAUGCAGCUAUAGCAGCCAUCAAAACCAGGAGGUCCAUCCAGUUUGUGGACUGGUGCCCAACUGGGUUUAAGGUGGGCAUCAAUUACCAGCCCCCGACUGUGGUGCCGGGAGGAGACCUGGCUAAAGUGCAGCGGGCCGUCUGCAUGCUGAGCAACACCACAGCUAUUGCAGAAGCCUGGGCCCGUCUGGAUCACAAGUUUGACCUGAUGUACGCGAAACGGGCCUUUGUGCAUUGGUAUGUGGGGGAGGGGAUGGAGGAGGGGGAGUUCUCUGAAGCCAGAGAGGACAUGGCUGCUCUAGAGAAGGACUAUGAGGAAGUUGGCAGGGACUCUGCCGAUGGGGACGAGGCAGAUGAAGAUGAGUAUUAACUGGAGUUUGUACUGGAUUUGAGGUUUGAUUUAAUAUUCAUCGUCACCUUCCUCCACCUCCUCAGCAGAGUCCCUGCCAACUUCCUCAUAGUCCUUCUCUAGAGCAGCCAGGUCC